Colletotrichum truncatum is the source of this 693-nucleotide messenger RNA. RefSeq names its product ABC1 domain containing protein. Lineage: Eukaryota; Fungi; Ascomycota; Sordariomycetes; Glomerellales; Glomerellaceae. The record is from RefSeq and is a predicted model, not a curated record.
AUGCAUCUCCAGCCUAUCGACAAUACCGAAAUGGAACCAUUCACAAUUGCCAUGGAUCCCGAACCCCGGCUCAACACCCAUGCGGAACCCCAGGAGACCUUUGACGACGUCUGGGGUUCGGCGCCAGCCUCACCUACUAUCAUCCCACUUGAUGCACCGGCAGGCACACACCCGUCCGAUAUGCCGAGACUGCAGGCUGAACAUACCACUGCCGGCUAUCGUGAGGGAGUUACCGCCGCCAAGGCCACGAGCAUCCAAGCUGGCUUUGACGAGGGCUUCAGUCUGGGUGCCGAGAUCGGCUCCCUCUCCGGCCAGCUUUUAGGUCUUCUGGAAGGCAUCGCCAAUGCCCUGGAUGGUCAGGAAGAAGCCGUCGCGAAGGAGGCACAGCGGGUCUUCGAGGAGGCUAGGAAAGAGCUCAAGACUGACUCGAUCUUCGGCCCAGACUUCUGGAAUACCGACGGUACCUGGAAGUUCGAUGUCGAGAAGAAUUCCGCGGACGAAAUUCUCUUCUCCGAUGUGGCUCGUGCCCAUCCCCUCAUCAAGAAGUGGACAAAGUCCGUAGACGCCGAGAUUGACCGAUGGGGUAUCGUUGUCAAUGCCAUCGGCGAUGCGGACGAGCAUGAGAGGCAGCCGAGUCCGGAACGGGUGCCGAGCUCUGCGGUGCCACAAACGAAGAAGGUGCUAGACUGGUGA